AUGGGGGAAGACCUGAGAGAAAAGGCAGCUGCCACCACUAAGCUCACUGCACCACGGGCCACGAGCCACCUGCUCCUCACCCCCAGCCCCCAAGCUUUUCAGGGGCCCAGGAGACAAGGCCAGGGACUCCGGGAUGCUGGGGCCGUGCGGCGCAGAGCCAAUGCUGCGGAGCCUGGCAGCCUCUGCAGAGGAUGGGCGCUGCCCCCUCCCGUGACCUCCAGCCUGUGUCCCCCUCCGAACUCCAUCACCGAGAGAACACGGGCGUCCAUGGGGGCCUGCUGGGGACACCGCCCUUACCACAGCUCCGCAGAGAUCCGUGAGGCCUUCAAAGUGUUUGACCGAGAUGGCAACGGCUUCAUCUCCAAGCAGGAGCUGGGCACAGCCAUGCGCUCGCUGGGCUACAUGCCCAAUGAGGUGGAGCUGGAGGUGAUCAUCCAGAGGCUGGACAUGGACGGUGACGGCCAGGUGGACUUUGAGGAGUUUGUGACCCUCCUGGGACCCAAGCUGUCUACGUCAGGGAUCCCAGAGAAGUUCCAUGGCACCGACUUCGACACAGUCUUCUGGAAGUGCGACAUGCAGAAGCUGACGGUGGACGAGCUGAAGCGGCUGCUCUACGACACUUUCUGCGAGCACCUGUCCAUGAAGGACAUCGAGAACAUCAUCAUGACGGAGGAGGAGAGCCACCUGGGCACCGCCGAGGAAUGCCCCGUGGAUGUGGAGACCUGCUCCAACCAGCAGAUCCGCCAGACAUGCGUGCGCAAGAGCCUCAUCUGCGCCUUCGCCAUCGCCUUCAUCAUCAGCGUCAUGCUCAUCGCAGCCAACCAGGUGCUGCGCAGUGGCAUGAAGUAGGCGCCGCCUGGCGCAUGCAG
This is a messenger RNA of Dipodomys ordii (Ord's kangaroo rat), 869 nucleotides long. It is a transcript of the gene Cabp7, whose product is annotated as calcium binding protein 7. Gene Ontology annotation, molecular function: calcium ion binding. The record is from RefSeq and is a predicted model, not a curated record. Bases 1 to 849 code for a protein of 282 amino acids. The transcript is spliced from 6 exons. Lineage: Eukaryota; Metazoa; Chordata; Mammalia; Rodentia; Heteromyidae.